GUCGGCUCAACAGGAAAUGCGUCAAAGACCGCGCCGCGCAGCCGCCGUCUGGGCCUGGUCGCCAAGGUAACGCGCUCCAGGCAGGAUGAGCGUCCGGAUGGCGCGGGCCGCGCGGGCGGCGUGGACCGGCUGCUGGGGCGCCGGCUCCCGCCGUGGCGCCUCGAGUUCCCCGCUGCCGCCGCUGGGCACCGUGGCCGUGGCGGAGCUGCUGCAAGAUGCCAUGGCGGCGGAGGCAGGGCCUCUGGAGGCGGCGGCGAGGCGGCCCCCGGGCCAGUGCUCCGUGUUGCUCUUCCCCGGCCAGGGCAGCCAGGUGGUGGGCAUGGGCCGCGGGCUGCUCGGCUUCCCGCGCGUGCGCGAGCUCUACGCCGCCGCGCGCCGCGUGCUGGGCUACGACCUGCUGGAGCUGAGCCUGCACGGGCCGCAGGAGGACCUGGACCGCACCGUGCACUGCCAGCCCGCCGUCUUCGUGGCCUCCCUGGCCGCCGUGGAGAAGCUUCAUCACCUGCACCCCGAGGUCAUUGAAAACUGUGUUGCUGCUGCUGGAUUCAGCGUGGGAGAGUUUGCAGCCCUUGUGUUCUCUGGAGCCAUGGAGUUUUCUGAAGGUUUGUAUGCGGUCAAAGUCCGAGCAGAGGCCAUGCAGGAAGCCUCAGAAGCCGUUCCCAGCGGGAUGUUGUCUGUCCUCGGCCAGGCUCAGACCAAGUUCUCCCUUGCCUGCCAGGAAGCCCAGGAGCACUGCAAGUCCCUAGGCAUUAAGAAUCCUGUGUGCCAGGUGUCCACCUACCUCUUUGCUGACUGCCGAGUGAUCUCAGGACACCUGCAGGCUCUGCAGUUUCUUCAGAAGAAUUCUUCUAAGUACCACUUCAGACGUGCCAAGGUGCUCCCAGUCAGUGGGGCCUUCCACACGCGCCUCAUGGAGCCAGCCAUGGAGCCCUUGGCACAAGUCCUAAAGACCAUUACUUUGAGGAAGCCUCUGGUGUCCGUGUACUCCAACGUCAGUGGGAAUAAAUACUCAGAUCCCCGUCAUAUCCGGAAGCUGCUGGUGCGGCAGCUGGUCUCCCCAGUUAAGUGGGAGCAGACCAUGCACACCAUCUAUGAGAGGAAAAAAGGCACCGAGUUCCCCAGGACCUUUGAAGUAGGGCCUGGGAAGCAGCUGGGAGCCAUCCUCAAGAGCUGCAACCUGCAGGCCUGGAAGUCCUACGGUCAUGUGGAUGUGCUGGAGGCUGAGGAGGACCAGGAGCAGGCCCAGUAGCAGAGUCUCUGUGACCCCAGCGGGGACUUGCCCCCAGCCUGGCUCCCACCUCUCCCCACACACAGUGGGAGCUGUAGGUUCUGCCAGCCCUCCUUGCCCCAGUGACCGGGUAUGAAUUGCUUGCCAAGCUCUGUGAAGACCGCUUUCAUGAAAAGCACUAAAAACUAAGUAUUUCUUUA
Erinaceus europaeus (western European hedgehog) is the source of this 1428-nucleotide messenger RNA. It is a transcript of the gene MCAT, whose product is annotated as malonyl-CoA-acyl carrier protein transacylase. The transcript has 4 exons. NCBI's taxonomy places the organism in Eukaryota, Metazoa, Chordata, Mammalia, Eulipotyphla, Erinaceidae. Bases 86 to 1249 code for a protein of 387 amino acids. The record is from RefSeq and is a predicted model, not a curated record. Gene Ontology annotation, molecular function: transferase activity.